Molecule: messenger RNA, 1326 nt
Organism: Ustilago hordei
Lineage: Eukaryota; Fungi; Basidiomycota; Ustilaginomycetes; Ustilaginales; Ustilaginaceae
Exons: 5
Coding region: 1-1326 (441 amino acids)
Source: RefSeq, a predicted model, not a curated record
AUGUUGGCCGCACGCAGGUCAUUUGUAAAGAUCUGGCUCAGCAACGCUGCUGUCGCCUUUGAGGAGAAGAAGAUCGACUUUCGGACACGCUCGGCGCACCUCGAAGGCUUCUUCCGCCUCCCUUACUACGAUGACCUCACCCGCGAGCUCAUUCUGAACGUUAGCUUACUUCCGAAUGCCUUUGUCCAUGAUGUCUUGGAUACCUCCCAAGACCCCGCCGUAGUCCGUCCCAGUCUCUCGCUCCUCCAAGGUCACAUCACCGUUCACAACAGCUUCUUUGCCACCUCGGCUGAACCCAUUCACUCGAACGAAGACAAGGCAGAGGAGGAUCCUGAGCCUAAGUUGCCCGUCCGCGAUUGGGGAAAGUACUAUAGCAAAGUGCUUCCCAUUCUUCAGUCGUCCGGCUUUGGCAAGACCCGGAUGUGUGUGCAACUGAGCACCGUCAGUCCUGGUAUGCUCAUUUGCCUUCGCCACAAGACCCGAGCUGGCGACAAACAACACCGAGAGUCCUUUCCGCCCCAAGACAGCCACGUCAGCGAUGCGAUGGAGGAGGACUCUAUUGCAUCAUCCAGCGCGGACUUGGAAUCUGAAUCGAGGAGCCCAAACUCUGCCUUUGCCGCAACAGGCACAAUGGAUGAGACAUCUGCACUGUGGCGAUGGGCCGACCGCGCCUGGCUCAACUUCAAGCAUAUUGUUCGGUUGGAAGAUCAGGUGAAUGCGCAGAAAGUCUUGAACACAGAAGAGCUCGUCCAGCUCUGGUUCCGACAGGCUGCGGCACAAGACAUCUCAAACCAACCUGGUUGGGACUUGCUCAUCCCUGUCUACGAAUCGAACACCAGCGAAGCGCCCGGCGAUGCCGAGAUGUUUGACAAGGCGAAGCUGUCGUACAUUGCCAUUCAGGUCAAGAAUUGCAUCAAGCGGCCGAGCAAGGCGGUGAGGAAUGGGCAUCACGAUCAGCAGCAAGGUCACAUGUACUCACAGCGACAGCACCCGCAACCAAAGACGGACACACCUCUAACGCAAGCAGACCAGCGAGCACGUCAGCUGCUGCGUCACCACCUCUACAUCGCGGGGCAAGAUGGCGGAACGUUUCCGCAGCUCAAUUGGCUCCUCAGUCCGGCCAAGGAGCAGGUGGCAUUGCUCUUUGACUGUACUGUCUCGGUUGAAACGGUUGAGUUUGACCAGAUGCAGGCGAGAUAUGUGCGCGACCAGAAGAGUCAGAGCGAGCAAGAUACAUGGGACGAGGCACAGGUGCGGAUCCAUGGCGCCCUUGUCAUCUCUGGCUGCCUCAGUGCCGCCUCGCUCGACCCCAACGUGAUUGAUUGA